Messenger RNA from Funneliformis mosseae, 335 nucleotides. Lineage: Eukaryota; Fungi; Glomeromycota; Glomeromycetes; Glomerales; Glomeraceae. The record is from the annotation of a GenBank genome assembly.
ACGACGGUGAACCUGGUAUUGAUAUGAACGGUGAAGGGGAUGGAACUUAUUACGAUCCUGGUGUGGGUAUUGGAGCAUGCGGUUGGCAAAAUUAUGACCAUGAAUUUGUUGCAGCAUUAAAUGCACCACAAUAUGGUAAAUUUGCAAAUCCUGCAGAUUCGCCAAUAUGCGGUAAAUGUAUAAAGGUUACGGGUCCAAAAGGUUCUGUUAACGUAAAAUUAGUUGACAAGUGUCCAAUAUGUAAACAUGGUGAUAUUGAUAUGACGUCAAAAGCAUUUGAGAAAAUUGCUGAUAUAGAUGAUGGUAGAGUCAAAAUUACUUGGGAGGCAUGCUAA